AUGUUGAGUUAAUUAUGCUUUUAAAAACUAGAGAAUUUCAAAAGAGCAGAAGAAUUCUAUCUCUACACUCUUGAAAAAAGGCCUGAAGAUCCUAAAAUUUUAAUUGCUCUCUUUAAGAUGUAUUAAAAAUAAGGAAAAAGCAAUUGAGUAUGGCUAAAAAUUAAUAACAAUAAAGUAGAAUAUCAAUUUAUGUUUAGUAAAAAUGCUGAUAUUCGAAAAGCUAUGGAUGCGAAAGUUGGAUAUUGUGAAAUUUUGCAUGAAAAUUAAGAAAUGAAGCAUAUAUUCAUUUUUUAGAAUUAUUAAAAAAUGGUUCAGCUGAAAAAGUUUAUAAAGUAGCCAAAUUUAUAUUCCAUAGAUUAUUGAUCUUAAAUUAAUAGAUGUGAUAAUAGUUUAACUCCGUAAUCCUAUAGUUUAAACAAAAGAUAUCUAAUUAAAUGCCUAAUUUUGAAAUAUUAGGAAUCAUAGCUAGAAAAGUAGAAUCUAAAAUUCCUCUUAGAAUUUAGAGAUAUCGUAUUUGGGCUAGCUAUUUCAAAAGAACAUCAUGUUGUAUUAUUUGAUUGGUUAGAAUUACUUCCUUCAAGUUGUUUCUUAUUGGAUUAAGUCUUGAAAUAUUGUCAUUACUCUCUUGAAUACAAUAUUAAAUUUUUAUUAGAGUAAUGUAUAAUUUUGUUGAGUAAUGCCAAUGAAGGAGUGACAUAUUUAAACUAUAAUUAUUAUGAUGAAAAACAAUACAAUAAAACUACUUUAAAAGCAUAAGCUUUCUUAGCAUUUAUGAGAAUUUAUGCGUCUUAAAUAGUCUAAUAAUGUGGAAAUUAGUUUUUAUCUGUGAUAGAUAAAUUACUAUAAUAAAAAAAACUUUGA
Molecule: messenger RNA, 861 nt
Organism: Paramecium pentaurelia
Lineage: Eukaryota; Ciliophora; Oligohymenophorea; Peniculida; Parameciidae
Source: the annotation of a GenBank genome assembly